AUGCCACACGUUGGUGAUAGUGGUGGCGGCGGUGGUGGUGGUGACGUUGCCGCUGCUCCAUCACCCGCGCAACACCUGUCUGUGCCUGCAACUUUUGCGGCCAAAAAGUCGCGGAUCCUUGCAGACCUCAACCAACCCGAGGGCGCGUACUCGGACAAUUCGCCCAAGGGCACGGUGGACGCGCAGAUCCGCGACCUGAUCGACGAGAUCAAUCGGUACGAGGGGCUCGUGACGACGAGUAGUUGCGCGGGCAGGGUUGCCGUGUUUGUCGAGGGGCCGAGAGUCGAAGGGCGUGGUGAUGACCGCCAAGAUGGCGGGCAUGAUGAGGAUGAGGUAGAGACGUGGGCGGGGCAGGAUGGGCAGCGAGGCGGAGGACGAGGCAAAGGCGGAGGACGCUGGCUUUAUGUCUCGCAUGAUCCUAUCCCUGUCCCUGCCCCUCCUAUACGGAUCGCCAAUGCCAAUGCCACUGCCACCGCAACCACCCCUGCCGACGCCGUCCAGAGCACGGAUGAAGCAGCGAACCCAGCAGCAAACGAGCCGAAGCAAGAAUACUUUUCCACCCUCUUCCAGCUGAGUAGCCCGUCACGCUCAUCGCUGUCUUCUUUCCCAGCAUCAUCUCCCCCUCUGGCAUCUCGAUCAUCACCAUCUCUGACCCUAUCCCUCCUGUCCCCCACGGACCAACCGUCCCAGCUGAUUCACCUGACAUUCUCGCCGCUGAUCCUGCACGUCCACUGCGCGACGCUCCGGCAUGCCCGCCAUGUGCUGGCAGCGGCGGUGAACGCGGGGUUCCGGGAGAGCGGGGUGCAGAGUCUGCGCGCGCUGGACGAUGCCGAACACGGCGUCAUGGUUGCCGUGAGGACGGCCGGGCUGGCUUUUGAGACGGUCGUAGGUGUUGCUGUUAAUGCCCAAACACCUCGGCAGGAGACGGUCACCUCUCCAGCGGGCGGCGAGGAUCCCGGCGGUGUGGGAAUUGACAUGGCUCAACCCACAGGCCAAACCGAGGCGAUGAUGCAUAGGGUCGUCGGCGAGGAGUACCUCGCCCUGUGCGCCGCGGUGGUCAACGAGCGAUUCGCGUGGAAUGUCGAGCGCAGGGAACGGUUUCGACGCGAGCUGAAGAGGACGAUGGGCAGGGAGGGAUCGAGUCCCGAUGCAACUCGUGAGAACAAGACCCAGCCAGAGUGGGAAGACAAGGAACAGCGGAGGAGGCGGAAGAGACAAGAAGGGCUCGAGAAGCAGAGGAUCAAGAACGAAAAGGACGCGACGAACAGCACGACAAGCCACCGAAAUGAGGUCGAGGUGGAGGAACUGGAUCAGGAUCUCUCAAUGCUGGACCUUGAUUGA
Fonsecaea monophora is the source of this 1341-nucleotide messenger RNA. RefSeq lists its product as hypothetical. The coding region runs from base 1 to 1341 and encodes 446 amino acids. NCBI's taxonomy places the organism in Eukaryota, Fungi, Ascomycota, Eurotiomycetes, Chaetothyriales, Herpotrichiellaceae. The record is from RefSeq and is a predicted model, not a curated record. The transcript has 2 exons.